Molecule: messenger RNA, 1734 nt
Organism: Trichogramma pretiosum
Lineage: Eukaryota; Metazoa; Arthropoda; Insecta; Hymenoptera; Trichogrammatidae
Product: zinc finger protein 28-like
Exons: 3
Coding region: 288-1355 (355 amino acids)
Biological process (GO): regulation of transcription by RNA polymerase II
Molecular function (GO): DNA-binding transcription factor activity; RNA polymerase II cis-regulatory region sequence-specific DNA binding
Source: RefSeq, a predicted model, not a curated record
AAGUAUUUUCAUGUAUCCAUGCCGACUCGUUCUAUAGUUUUCAAAUUUUCAAAAAAGUGUUUUUAAUGUUUUGUAUCUAAAAUAAUUUUUCAAGAAACAACUAUAAACAAUACAUGUCUAUCUGAUACGGUAGAUUGAUUAAAAUAAAAAUAAUCAAAUUUAGGAAGGCAGGAUAAAGCAAGAACCUCGUGAAUUAUUGGAAUUUCCAAAAAAUCGUGCUUGGGCGUGAUCGUGACAAUAGCGCAAGUCAACGGAUUCAUAAUCGAGGUAUACUCUCCGAAUGUGAUAUGUCUACUAAGUUAUUCAUUCAAAAACAUCUCAAAAGACAUAUUGAUGUAAGGCAUGAAAAGAUAAAGCCUCAUGAAUGUGAUAAAUGCCAUAAAUCAUUCGGAUAUAAAAAUAGCCUCAAGAGGCAUAUUAGUGCAGUACAUGACAAGUUGAAGCCUCACAAAUGUGUUUUAUGUCCCAAAUCAUUCGGAGAUAGAAGCACCUUCCAAAGGCAUAUUAAAACGGUGCAUAAAAAUUUGAAGCCUUAUGAAUGUGUAAUAUGCCACAAAACAUUCGGGCGGAAACAUCAUCUCGAGUUGCAUACAAAUCAAGUUCAUAAAAAGUUGAAGCCUCACGAAUGUGGAGUAUGUCAAAAAACAUUUGGACAAAAAAAAAAUCUCGAAAAACAUGUCGAUGUGGUGCAUAAAAAGUUAAAGCCUUACGAAUGUGAAACAUGUCACAAAACAUUUACAUGUAAAUGGAGACUUGGAAUGCAUGAUAACGCGGUGCAUAAGAAGUUGAAACUUUAUGAAUGCACAAUGUGUCCCAAUGCAUUUGGCGAUAGUAGUACUCUCCGUAGACAUGUGAAAACAUUGCAUAAAAAGUUGAAGCCAUUUGAAUGCGACAUAUGUCACAAAACAUUCGGGCGGAAAUAUUUCGUCAAGUUACAUAUUAAUACAGUGCACAAAAAGUUAAUGUCAAAGAAGUGUAAAAUAAGUCUUCAAAUAUUCGGACGCAAAAAAGAUCUGGAGACACGUAUUAAUAAAGUGCAUAAAAAGAUAACGUCUUAUGAAUGUGAUAUUUGUAAAAAAACAUUCACAUUAAAACAUCACCUUGAAAAGCAUAUUAUUAAAAUUCAUGAAAAGUUACCCGAUCGAUGUGAGAUAUAUAACGAGUCAACUGAACAAAAAUAUGACCUCAAUAUGCAUGUUGAUACGGUACAUGAAAAUUCACCAUCUCUCUAUGUAACAAGUACCUGUGAAAAUUCUGCCGAAAGGCACGAAAGAUCUACAGGGAUUUUCCAGGCGUUACGCAACUUUUUUACAAAGGUCAUGAAUGUGAUUUGUGGCAGAAAAUAUUCAGACUAAAAACAAGACACAUGUUGAAGCACGUCUUAAAAGUCAUAUACAACGGAAAAUAUUUCAAGCCCCGUCGAUACAGUAAUUGUCAUAAAGUAAAAAAACUGCAAUCUAAAAAUAGGACGUGGGAAUACGUUUAAAAAUGUUUACUGAACUCUUUGUUGAAUUAAUCGUCGUGCGACUGUUUUUUCGAUAUUAUUUCACAUAAUUAUGAAUAUACCUACUACGCAUCGGCCGUAAAUGAAAUUGUUAAAAAAAUAAAUUAUGUGUAGGGCUCAUUUUUUAUAAAUAUUAUUUUUCAGUGUGCACGUCCGCCUAUUCUCUACGGUUGUAAAGACUAAUUAACUUUAUGAAAAUAAUGAAAUAAAAAAUAUUCCUUUUUCUUACA